AUGAAGUUAGCUGCGAUACGAUGCUAUAUACGACGUGCAUUUAAAAAUAAAAAUAUAAGAACUGGGAUUGGUUAUUCGUCUUCAUUUCCUAGCACUUUCAUGAAACGCUUGAUAUUUCGAUUGGGAAAGUCGGUGGGAAUCGUAUGUGUUCCUAUUGUAUUUAUUGAUGUCGUUGGUUUCCCUGCAGUUGUUGUGGGUUCUUCAAUGGAGCCAACGUUACAUGGCAGUGGAAAGAAUUGGUGGGAAAAGGAUGUUGUAUGGCUAUCACGAUUUAAUUUGUGGACACCGAAAAUUGGCGAAAUACACACAUUUAUACCUCCGAAUGAUCCAGAAAAACGUCAUAUUAAACGAGUUACUGCUUUAGAUGGUGAUGUGAUCAGACUGAAAAAAGGACCAAACUUGUUCGAGAUACCUGCUGGUUGCUGUUGGAUGGAAUCAGAUAACCCGAACAAUCAUAAUGAUAGUAGAGUGUAUGGCUCCGUAUCUGUAGGACUGUUAACAGGUCGAGCAACGCAUAUUAUUUGGCCACCAAAACGAUGGAGAGCCAUUAAAACAGAAGUUUUCGAACAUAGUACACUUCCAAUUUCGAAUAGAUUUUCUAUCUUUGGUUUUAAUUUUCCAUGGUAA
This is a messenger RNA of Thelazia callipaeda (thelaziosis nematode), 627 nucleotides long. NCBI's taxonomy places the organism in Eukaryota, Metazoa, Nematoda, Chromadorea, Rhabditida, Thelaziidae. The record is from the annotation of a GenBank genome assembly.